Molecule: messenger RNA, 3167 nt
Organism: Sorex fumeus (smoky shrew)
Lineage: Eukaryota; Metazoa; Chordata; Mammalia; Eulipotyphla; Soricidae
Gene: ZNF263
Product: zinc finger protein 263
Exons: 6
Coding region: 351-2405 (684 amino acids)
Biological process (GO): regulation of transcription by RNA polymerase II
Molecular function (GO): RNA polymerase II cis-regulatory region sequence-specific DNA binding; DNA-binding transcription factor activity, RNA polymerase II-specific
Source: RefSeq, a predicted model, not a curated record
UGGUUGGCCGGCGGCGAGCCCGUGCGCGGCGGAACCAAUGUCCGACGCCGGGUUUGCGGAACGUGACCCGGAAGUCGGCGUGAGCAGGCGCAGUGGGCAGGGGACGCCUAACGCGCGCGGGGACUUCCGGCGUGGGCGCCGAGCGCUCGGGACUGCGUGAGUCCGCGAAGAGGGGACCAGAGGCCCGAGCGGGUCCCGCCCCGGGGAGGUUCUGGCGAGGGCGGGCACGGGAGCCGGCUGCGUCCUCACGCGGGCGUCCCCCUCGUCCCGGCCUCCUGGCGCCGCCGACGCCUGCCAUCCUAGCGCGGGGGCGUCCUCCUAGGUGGGCGCAGCCGAGUCCGGGGCCCGGGAUGGCGUCGGCAGCGGGCCCCCAGGACCGGGAAGGGCUCCUGAUCGUGAAGCUGGAGGAAGACUGCGCCUGGAGCCAGGAGCUUCCCCCGCCGGACGCCGGGCCUAGCCCCGAGGCCUCCCACCUGCGCUUCCGACGGUUCCGCUUCCAGGAGGCCGCGGGGCCCCGGGAAGCCCUCAGCCAGCUGCAGGAGCUCUGCCACGGGUGGCUGCGACCCGAGCUGCGCACCAAGGAGCAGAUCCUGGAGUUGCUGGUGCUCGAGCAGUUCCUGACCAUCCUGCCGCAGGAGAUCCAGAGCAGGGUGCAGGAGCUGCAUCCCGAGAGCGGCGAGGAGGCGGUGACGCUCGUGGAGGACAUGCAGCGAGAGCUCGGCCGCCUGAGGCAGCAGGUCACAAACCAUGGGCGGGGAACAGAAGUGCUCUUGGAGGAGCCUUUGCCUCUGGAAACAGCACGAGAGUCACCGAGCUUCAAGCUGGAGCCAAUGGAGACUGAGCGAAGCCCUGGCCCCAGGCUGCAGGAGCUGCUAGGCCCCAGCCCCCAAAGGGACCCCCAGGCUGUAAAGGAGAGGGCAUUAUCUGCUCCCUGGCUUUCUCUCUUUCCUCCUGAAGGGAACAUGGAAGACAAGGAGAUGACUGGGUCCCAGUUGCCUGAGAGCUUAGAGGACGUGGCUAUGUACAUCUCCCAGGAGGAGUGGGAGCAGCAGGACCCGAGCAAGAGAAUGCUGUCCCGGGACACGGAGCAGGAGACCUUUGAUUCUGUGGAUGGACUGGAGUCUCAGGAUCCCAAUCAGGAGAUGCUGAGCACCCAGAUGGAGCAAGGGGGGAAGCUGUGGGAACCCAGUUACCAGACUUGCAAGGAGGGCCUGAGGCUCCGAAGCCCAGCUCCAGGCCAAGAGAAAUUUGAGAACCAGGAAGAAAAUGCUCACUCUGUUUUCCCUGAGAGCGUCCAUCCUCAGGUGCUGCUCCCUGGCCAGGCCAGGGGGGAGGUCCCCUGGAGUCCCGAGCAGGGAAGGCCUCAGGACAGGGCUGAAGGGCACUGGGAACCUCACCCUGAGGAGCGGAUGGAACAGUCUCUCCUGGGAGCCACAGGUUGCAGAGAAUUGGGGCGACCGAAGGAACUGCAGCCGAAGAAACUCCACUUGUGUCCAUUGUGUGGCAAAAAUUUUUCUAACAACUCGAACCUAAUCAGGCACCAGAGAAUCCAUGCAGCGGAAAGACUGUGUAUGGGUAUGGAGUGCAGUGAGAUCUUCGGGGGGAAUCCACACUUUCUGUCACUGCACAGAGCACACUUGGGAGAGGACACCCACAAGUGCCUUGAAUGUGGAAAAAGUUUCAGUCAGAACACGCACCUCACUCGCCAUCAGCGCACACACACGGGAGAGAAGCCCUAUCAGUGUAACGUGUGUGGAAAAAGCUUCUCUUGCAACUCCAACCUGCACAGACACCAGAGAACGCACACGGGGGAGAAGCCCUACAAGUGCCCCGAGUGCGGGGAGAUCUUCGCGCACAGUUCCAACCUCCUCAGGCACCAGAGAAUUCACACGGGAGAGAGACCCUAUAAGUGUGCCGAGUGUGGGAAAAGUUUUUCUCGUAGUUCUCAUCUUGUCAUACAUGAAAGAACUCAUGAAAAGGAGAGGCUCUUCCCCUUCUCCGAGUGUGGAGAAGCAGUGAGCAGCAGCACCCCAUUUCUUACACCUCACAGAACCCCUAAGCCAGAGAAGAAACUCUUCGAGUGUUUGACUUGUGGGAAAAGCUUCCGGCAGGGCAUGCAUCUCACCAGACACCAGCGGACACACACCGGAGAAAAACCGUACAAAUGUACCCUUUGCGGGGAGAAUUUCUCCCAUAGAUCCAACUUGAUCAGGCACCAGCGAGUUCACACGGGAGAGAAGCCCUACACCUGUCAUGAGUGUGGAGACAGUUUCUCUCACAGCUCCAAUCGGAUUCGUCACCUGAGAACCCACACGGGGGAGAGACCCUAUAAAUGUAAUGAGUGUGGAGAAAGCUUUUCUCGGAGUUCCCGCCUCAUGAGUCACCAGAGGACUCACACCGGAUAGAACAAGGGGCUUUCUCCACCCUGGGCCAGUGGCGUGUGCAGAGCGUCCUGAUGUAGGAGCUGACACUCCUUGCCCAGCUGACGAGUGACUGACAUUUUUGCAGUCACUCUAAUGUCAUGGAAAAGCGGUGCAGAGGCCGCAAAGGAUUCUUACAAGGCUGAAGAGGAAUUCUGUCAGAACUGAUGUGGCAGGUCUCUGGGGGCAUCUGCCAGGGCAGAGUCCCUCUCAGUCCAUUCUGGGCCAGGGGCGUCCGCGCCCUGGAUGUCAGCCAAGUUGUGAUUUGGGUGCCUUCCCGCAUUUUGGGAAUCUGUGGUUUCUUUGUUACUGCUUUCGCGUUUGGGACAUUCGGCAGCAGCUUUGGGUUCCUGGCUCUCGGGGAAAUCAGGAGGCCGCAGAAGAUUGGGGGCUGCAGCUUUCCCCGAGCCCCCGCACUCCUCAUGACCCACCAGGAGUAGCAGUCGGCAGGUCACGCACACAAAGAUCAGAAGGACCCAGGGGCUUGAAGGAAAUAGGAAGCCGUGAUUUGCUGAUCGUGGUCAACCCAGGAAUUGGCAAAGGAAGUAGGAGCCUGCGUUAGUCUGCCCUUUGCAGAAAUCGCGACUUUCUCCACUUCUGUCAGAGAAGAGAAACGGUUUUCCGUUAAAGGGUUCCAUGAAAGAUGGAGUCCCUGGGAGACUUUGAGAACGUGGACCCUAGAAAGCCGCAUUAGGGAACAUUCCUUUCUCUAUUGGAAAUGUUUGGUAAUAAAUGUCUUCAGUAAAU